Messenger RNA from Galeopterus variegatus (Sunda flying lemur), 4036 nucleotides. It is a transcript of the gene LRRC32, whose product is annotated as leucine rich repeat containing 32. The coding region runs from base 2 to 1993 and encodes 663 amino acids. The record is from RefSeq and is a predicted model, not a curated record. Gene Ontology annotation, molecular function: protein binding. The transcript is spliced from 2 exons. Lineage: Eukaryota; Metazoa; Chordata; Mammalia; Dermoptera; Cynocephalidae.
CAUGAGCCACCAGAUCCUGCUGCCCCUGGCCGUGCUGACAAUAGGCCUGGCUGCCUCCCAGCACCAAGACAAGGUGCCCUGUAAGAUGGUGGACAAGGAGGUCUUGUGCCAGGGCCUUGGCCUGCUCCAGUUCCCCUCAGUGCUCCCACUGGACAUGGAGGCCCUUGACCUAUCUGGAAACCAGCUGCAGAGUAUCCUGGCCUCACCCCUGGGCUUCUACACAGCACUCCGUCACCUGGACCUGAGCACCAAUGAGAUCAGCUUCCUCCAGCCAGGAGUCUUCCAGGCUCUGCCCCACCUAGAGCACCUCAACCUGGCCCACAACCGCCUGGCAGCAGGCACUGCGCUGAGUGCCGGUGGUCUGGGCCCCCUUCCGCACCUGAUCUCCCUGGAUCUGUCUGGGAACAGCCUGUACAGUGGCCUGGUGGAGCGACUGCUGGGUGAGGCGCCCCGCCUGCGCACCCUCUCACUGGCCAAGAACAGCCUAACGCGCCUAACCCGCCAUACCUUCUUGGGCACGCCUGCGCUGGAGCGGCUUGAUCUGCACAGCAACGUGCUGAUGGACAUUGAAGACGGUGCUUUUGAGGCCCUGCCCCGCCUGGCCCACCUCAAUCUCUCCAGGAACUCCCUCACCUGCAUUUCCGACUUCAGUCUUCAGCAGCUGCGGGUGCUUGACCUGAGCUGCAACAGCAUCGAGGCCUUUCAGACGGCCCCGGAAGUCCAGGCUGAGUACCAGCUCUCCUGGCUUGACCUGCACGAGAACAAACUACUACAUUUCCCUGACCUGGCCACAUUCCCAAGACUCAUCUACCUGAACAUGUCCAACAACCUCAUCCGGCUCCCUUCAGGGCCGCCCCAGGGCAGCAAGGGCAUCCAUGCACCUUCUGAGGGCUGGUCAGCUUUGCCCCUCUCCAACCCCAGACAGAAUGCCAGCACCUACCCCCUCUCCCAGCUCCUGAACAUAGAUCUGAGCUACAAUGAGAUCGAGCUUGUCCCUGACAGCUUUCUUGAGCACCUGACCUCCCUGCGCUUCUUAAACCUCAGCCGGAACUGCUUGCAGGCCUUUGAGGCCCGGCACUCUGGCUCACUGCCCUGCCUGGUGCUCCUGGACUUAAGCCACAAUGCUCUGGAGGCACUGGAGCUGGGCCCCAGAGCUCUGGGGUCCCUGCGGACACUGCUCCUACAGGAAAAUGCCCUGCAGGACCUGCCCCCGUACACCUUUGCCAGCCUGGCCAGCCUUCAGAGGCUCAACCUGCAGGGGAACCGGGUCAGCCCUUGUGGGGGACCAGGUAAGCAUGGACCCUCAGGCUGUGUGGCCUUCUCUGGCAUCUCCUCCCUCCGCAUUCUGAACCUGGUGGAUAAUGAGAUGGAGAUCCUCAGGGCAGGGGCCUUCCUGCACACCCCACUUACUGAGCUGGACCUCUCUGCCAACCCUGGGCUGGAUGUGGCCACUGGGGCUUUGGCAGGCCUGGAGGCUUCAUUAGAGGUCCUGGCACUGCAGGGCAAUGGGCUGGCGGUCCUGCAGGUGGACCUGCCCUGCUUCAGCUGCCUCAAGCAACUCAAUCUCGCUGAGAACCGCCUUAGCCACCUGCCUGCCUGGACACAGGCCGUGUCGCUGGAGGUGCUGGACCUGCGGAACAACAGCUUCAGCCUCUUGCCAGGCAGUGCCAUGGGUGGCCUUGAGAGCAGCCUCCGGCGCCUCUACCUGCAGGGGAAUCCACUCAGCUGCUGUGGCAAUGGCUGGCUGGCUGCCCAGCUGCACCAGGGCCGUGUGGAUGUGGACGACACCCAGGACCUGAUUUGCCGCUUUGGCUCCCAGGAGGAGGUGUCCCUGAGCCAAGUGCGUCCUGAGGACUGUGAGAAGGGGGAGCUCAAGAAUGUCAACCUCGUCAUCAUCCUAACCUUCACACUGGUCUCUGCCAUCCUCCUCACCACGCUGGCCACCUGUUGCUGUGUCCGCCGGCAGAAGUUCAGCCAACAGUAUAAAGCCUAAAGAAGCUGGGAGACCCUUCCAGGUCAAUAGGGGAGCCUGAGCCACAGAGAAGAGUGGGGACUGACCCAAGGUCACACAGUGAGCCAGAGUCCAAGAACCGUGGUCCCUCAAUCCCAGCCCAGGGCUCUUUUCUAUGCAUCCUGCUGCAUUGGUGGGUGACUCACUUUCCAGGCUGCAUAUGUGGCCCAGCCAUGGAAGCCGGAAGUUGGGCAGUUUCAGGGCUGGCAGAGGGUAAUGUUGACCACUGGAUCAACAAAUCUUCACUGAACAUCUGUUUUGUGCCACACCCUGCUCUAAGGAUGCUGGUAAUGAGACACAUUCCUGCCCUCAAGCAUCUCCCAGUCUGGUAGGAGAGUGGCCGCAGAGCUGUGCUGUGGCCACACAGGUGAUCAGGGCUCGAGGUGCGUAAUCCAGGACUCCAGAGCUCUGCAGCGUCAGCCAGUUCAGUGUGAAGAGUCCUGCCCCAGCCACGCCAGGGCAAGCGAGGGCCAACCCCAGGAGGAUUUGUCUGAGGCGUUUCCAAGCAGACUGUUUGUCACAUCUUUUGAUAAUGACUUUCAGCUUCUCUGGAAAAUGAAGAGCUUGUGACCGGAAGAGAGAACUGGAGCCACAUGAGUAUGCCUUGGAUCCAAUGCUAUUUAUUAGGCAGUCUGCGGCAGCUCCAGCAGGGUCUGGUUAAGAGGUCGUCACCCUGGGCUCCAGCCAGUGCUGGACCAUUCCAUUUCCUGCUCUGGACAGACUCUCCCUACCUGGCACUCACAUGUUGCAUACACUGACUCCAGUACUGCCCGAACGCCUGACUCCUUCCCCCACCCUGGCUGCUGAGCCAGGAGUUAGAACCUUAGGUAUCUGGUUCUGUUUUGCAUACAGCUUGGCAGCUGUAGAUGCAAAUCCAAGCCUGUGUCUGCCUUUGUGCAACAAUCCUUGGAGGUUGGUAUUUUAUCCCCAUUUUACAAAAAAAGGAAACCAAGUUCCAAAAGUCUCCCUCCAGGGCCCCACAGCUAAGAAAUGCCACAACGGGGAUACAAACCCACAUCCUCAGUCUUCAGGGCCUAAGCUUUGCUACUGCGGGGGCUGUGGGCUGUUGGGUGGACAGGAAUGGCCGCACAUCACUUGAACAGGGCCUGGAGUAUCCUGUGCUGUGCGUACCCACUCUCCUCUCUUCUUUCUCUGCCUCAGUUUCCCUCAUCCCUCCUUUGCAGACUGGUGUGGGUUCUCCAUAUUCUCUUCUUACUCUUGUGUUCUUUCAUUCCCUCUCCGUCUAUUGAGACUAGCCUGGAGUUUGAGACCAUUGAGUCCAACCUCCCCAUUGCACAGAAAGGGAAACUGAGGCUUAGGAAGGGAAUGGGGCUUUCUCAGAGCUGCUCUAGUCAGUGAAAAAAGUAGAUUCAGACCUUAUUUGGGGUGGGGGUGACAAUGGGGGCUGGGCCUGAGUGACUUCUUUGUGUCUCGGCUAUCAUGUCACAGGAUGAUGCUGACUCCAGACUUUCUGCUCCUCUUUAUGGAGGUAUAUUUUUCCUCCAGAAAAAUAGGUAGAAAGACCCACCCAGAUGAUCCCCUGUCCCUCAUACCAUGGACUCAUGAGCUGUCUGGGAAGAAAGGAAGCCCUGGGGCCAGCCCAAGGCCCUGCAAUGUUGUCUUCAUCCUCUUACCUGUCCUGGCCCACGGUCUGGCUCAUGAUUAACGCUCAGUAAUGUGUGAGAAAAUGAAAAUGCCACUCCACCUGGUCCACUUUACAGAUGAGAAAACUGAGUCCCAGAGAGGGUAAAGGACUCAGAGAGUCAAUGGGCAGAGUUGGGGCUAGGCCCUGGUGGUGCGUGGGGCAGCCGGGUGGACCCAGUCGUGGAGGGGAUCACGACCACAGGUGCUACUGCACACGACACUCUUCCUCAGGCCUGGAGGCCCAGGUGGUGGCCCCUAUGCCUGAUCUUUGAAAACACUACACAAUGCUGCUGUCACCUUCCAGGAGACAGGCCACAGCCCGGGCCUUGGGACCAGCUCUUUGUAUAACCCAUAUGAAUGUAUUAAAUAGUUUUGGAGAAA